CACAUCAGUUUGCAAGUUUGCACGCUUUAAAAGUGUCUCUUACAAAACACAACUUUCUGAGUUAUCCUUUUGCACUGACUCAGAUUUAUAUAAAACCACUUCACUCUUGUCUUAAGACAUCCAAAUGUACACAAAGAAAAUUUCUGUUUCUGUUCUGCACACCAUGGAUCAAGAAACAUUGGGUCCUUUGUCAUAUGUCACGAGGUUCUGUAUACUGGUGGACAGCUGCUAUUUAAAGCUGUGUUGUCUCAUCUGCAAAUUAUUUCAUGAACUACACAAAAGCAAGUCAAAAAGAUAUCUGUUCAUUGCCUUUGUGAUUGCAAUAGUUCUGACAGUGACACUCACUCAAAGAUCUACUAAAACACCCAGUGAUACACCCAGUGUAAAACCUUCUGAUCAUUGCUAUGCUAAAGCGGCGGUGGCAGCAGAUGCUGGGGUUUGCUCUACAAUCGGGAGGGACAUGCUGAAGCGCAACGGUUCAGCAGUAGAUGCUGCUAUCGCCGCUCUGCUGUGUGUGAGUCUGUUUAAUGCUCACAGUAUGGGCAUUGGAGGAGGAGGUGUUUUCACCAUAUACAAUGCAUCAACAGGAGAGGUGGAGACAAUUGAUGCCAGAGAAACUGCUCCAAAGAACGCUUUACAGAACAUAUCAGACCCAGACCUGGAGAAAUCAAGACCAGGGUUGUUCAUAGCUGUACCAGGAGAACUGCGUGGUUAUGAGCUGGCACACAAAAGACACGGGAGACUGCAGUGGAGGGAGCUGUUUGAGCCCAGUAUAAAGCUGGCAUUGGAGGGAUUUAAGAUCGGCAGGGCAUUGGCUGAAACGAUCAAAGACAAUGAAGACAUGAUUCUGAAUAGUACAACCUGGUGUGAAGUGUUUUGCAACUCAAAUAACACCAUCUUGAAGGAAAAUGACACUAUAAGAUUUCCACAACUUGCCCUAACCUACAAGAGGAUAGCAGAAAAAGGACCAGACACCUUUUAUGAUGGGUCACUGACUCAAAAUAUAGUGGAUGAUAUCAACGCUGCAGGAGGGAAUAUAACAUUUGAAGACCUAAAGAAUUAUCAGCCAGUAUUGAAUGAGCAUGCAUGUAACUAUACUGUGGGGAAAUACAUAUUUCAUACUCCUUAUGCUCCAUUCGGUGGACCCGUGCUCGCUCUGAUACUCAACGUACUCAAAGGUUAUAACCUCACAACCAGCAAUGUUUCUACAACAGAGAAUAAGAUUUUGACAUAUCAUCAUAUAAUAGAGACUUUCCGUGCUGCUUAUGAGGAGAGGAGUAAACUGGGAGACCCGCACGGUGAAAACAUCACUGAUUUCAUCCAAAAAAUGACCUCAGACAGCUUUGCUGAUUUCAUCAGGAGUGAGAUUAAAGAUGACACCGAACGAGACAGUUAUGAUGAGCAGGACGAGAAUAUUUUUCCUAAUGAUUUUGGCACGUCUCACCUGUCCAUCAUCGCAGAAGAUGGGAGCGCAGUGGCCGUCACCAGCAGCAUCAAUGAACGUUUUGGCUCUAAAGUGAUGUCACGAUCAACUGGCAUUAUAUUUAAUAACCAGAUACAGGAUUUCACAGAUUUUCAUUCUGAAAAGAGUCACAAUCUGAUUAAACCAGGUAAAAGGCCACUUUCUUCGAUGUCUCCUACAAUAAUAUUGGACAAACUCAGCAAACAAGUCAAAAUGGUGGUUGGUGCUUCAGGUGGGACAAAAAUCAUAUCUGCAACUGCUCAGGUGAUCCUGAACUACAUGUUCUUUGACUAUGAUGUUCAGAAAGCUAUUAAUGAACCCAGAGCUCACAAUCAGUUUAGUCCCAAUGAAACACUUGUGGAAGACGGCUUUGAUGAGAAUGUAACUGACGGAUUGAAGCUGAAGAAUCACACCAUAAGUAAGACAUCUGCAAUAGGAAAAGUGCAGGCGGUUGUACGAGAAAAAGACGUGAUCUGUGCUGCAUCGGACCCCAGGAAAGGUGGCUAUCCUGACGGAUACUAAGCACUACUGCUGUGUUGGACCCAGCAUAAGUAAAGCCUGCUGUCCAAUGACAGCACUGUCAUUUUUUGAUGGGAGGUGCACCAUUUUUAAGGUGCUAAUGAAACAGACAUUGCCAAAACAACAGCUAUUCAUAAACACAUAAAGUUUAGCUCCAACUCUAAUCAAACACACCAGAACAUGCUAAUCAAUGUCUUCAGGAUCAUUCGAAAAUCACAGGUGCACUGUAAACAACGACAACAACAACCAUUUGUUGAGUCAACUUAAAAUAAUGUGUUUCCUUGCUCCCCUAAAAUUUUAA
Molecule: messenger RNA, 2282 nt
Organism: Labeo rohita (rohu)
Lineage: Eukaryota; Metazoa; Chordata; Actinopteri; Cypriniformes; Cyprinidae
Product: glutathione hydrolase 1 proenzyme
Exons: 15
Coding region: 125-1984 (619 amino acids)
Biological process (GO): glutathione catabolic process; regulation of inflammatory response; peptide modification
Cellular component (GO): plasma membrane
Molecular function (GO): glutathione gamma-glutamate hydrolase
Source: RefSeq, a predicted model, not a curated record